Molecule: messenger RNA, 588 nt
Organism: Aspergillus niger
Lineage: Eukaryota; Fungi; Ascomycota; Eurotiomycetes; Eurotiales; Aspergillaceae
Exons: 2
Coding region: 1-588 (195 amino acids)
Source: RefSeq, a predicted model, not a curated record
AUGCCUCGAACUGCUAUCUUCGUCAUCGACAUCCAGAACCACCUGGCCGUUGAUUCAACCUCUCGCGUCCCUCAAGCGGAUCGCGUCAUCAAAGCCUCUGAAGAGAUUCUACAGACAGCUCGGUCCAUCACCGACUCCAAUGGAAACAGCAGCAGUCCACUCAUUGUUUUUAUUCAGCACGAAGAGUCUCCGAAUGAUGGAGCUCUGGUAAAGGGGACUGAGCCCUGGGAGCUCGUCUUUCAUCCUCGCGCGGACGCAGAGGGUGAAAUUUUGGUAGCGAAGAAGACAGGUGACACAUUCAAAUCCAACCGCGACCUCGCGCAGAGGCUGCGCAACGCCAACGUCACCGAAAUCGUCGCGUUCGGCCUGCAGAGCGAUGCCUGCGUCGAAGCAACAUGUACCGGCGCGCUGGCAGCAGGUUUCCACGUAACUGUACUGGCAGGCGCACAUUCUACCUACGACGCCGAUGGAAAGACCGCCCAGGAAAUCGAGCGUGAAGUCGAACUUCGCCUCUCGACACGCGGCGCUCGUGUUGUCCGGUGGGAGAAGGCGAUCGCGAAAUGGGUGGAGAAGCAACAGGUUGUCUGA